AUGGCGCACCCACCACCUGAGUACCAGCGUGACUUGAAAGUCCCCGCCGCCGGGUACUCCGACAUGCCCAUUCCGGUGACCUACGAGAACGCCCCGAUUCCCUUGCACAUCGACCCGGGCCUCCAGUUGGCAACAACUACCAGCAACAAAUUCGUCGUUUCCGACAACCCAGACAAGGAGACAUGGUCCACGAACGCGUUAUCCGCCGUCCCCAGGCUCCACGCCGAAGCAUUCCCACCUUCACCCGCAGCACCCACAGAACCGCCCGCGCGCCGGACAAUAUGCGGGUUCCGGCGUCGAACGUUCUUGAUAGUUUUGGCGAUCAUAGCCGUGCUCCUCGUGGGCAUUGCCGGGUUGGUGAGCGGUCUCGUCGUGUCCCGGAACAAUUCCAACGGGGUCAACAACAACGAGCCGAUACCAGCACCUGCACCAACACCGUCCAGCCCGAAUGACCACGCACAGCCCUCUGCCGGCCCGCCCAAGAUGCUCAACAACACCCAGCUUGCCGUGGCCCGGUGGAGCGAGCCGGCCCACGGCGCAAUGAGUUUUGUGGCCUACCAAGACCCCGUCGGGUCUCUAAUGCUCGGGGUGUGGACCCAGAAUGACAAGGCGUGGAAGUCGGUCAAUGUGUCGGAGCGGCUGCUGGAGGCGUCGAAUCCGAUACAGCCGAAGCUAGGGACGCCAUUGGCGUGUGCCACCAAUGAUGGGUAUUAUAUCGCCAUCUUCUUCCUGGACACCUCCAACGUCGUCCGCGCCGUGUACACCAAGUCCGACGACACCUACCGCUACUGGCGGCCUACUCAUCUGUAUUCUGACGCCCGCCUCCUGGCGGCACCAGAUACCCAGCUGUCCGCUUACUGGCUUGACUGUACUCCUGCGUGCCGCGGCAACCCCGAUGGCGGCGACCAGAUCCGUUUGUUUUUCGAGUCUGCGUCCGACGACAUGUUGCAUGCAUAUGUCGGCGCUCCGUGGAAGGAAGCACCGAGUUUCUCGCAGUCGGGGCGCGCUGCGUCGGCGCUGGCCGCGGUGCCGUUUAUGUACAAUGGGAACGGCUUGGGGAUGAGGUUGUUUUUUGAUGUGGGGGACAAGUUGGCGAUGAAGAGCUGGGGUAAUAGCACUGGAUGGCAUUACGCGGACGCCUUCAAAGGAUCCACGCACCCAACCUUCCCCUCGCAACAAAUCGCCGCCAGCUCCUUCGCCGUAAGCCCCUCCGACGUCAACAACAAUCAACCCGUUCUCUCCUGGGCCCUGAUAGCCCUACAGCUAGAGCAAGACGGCCAGCUGGCCGCAACAUACUGGGACCCACGGGUCCCAUCCAAAGGCGCAGUCGAUAAGUGGACGUUUGGGAGCCGCGUGGAGUUGGUUGGGGGGCCCGAGCCGGCGCCAAGGUUUCAGAGGAUCGCGAUGAAUAUCGACCGCAAGUUUUAUGGGAUUGCCGAUAACGUGAUCUUGGAGUAUCAAGUGGAUCAGGCGGACCUGACCAGGUUCGUAUAUGUUGGGGAGGUCAAGUUCUGA
Messenger RNA from Dichotomopilus funicola, 1515 nucleotides. RefSeq lists its product as uncharacterized. Lineage: Eukaryota; Fungi; Ascomycota; Sordariomycetes; Sordariales; Chaetomiaceae. Bases 1 to 1515 code for a protein of 504 amino acids. The transcript has 3 exons. The record is from RefSeq and is a predicted model, not a curated record.